Messenger RNA from Gaeumannomyces tritici R3-111a-1, 3637 nucleotides. RefSeq lists its product as hypothetical. The record is from RefSeq and is a predicted model, not a curated record. Gene Ontology annotation, cellular component: nucleus. Bases 780 to 3071 code for a protein of 763 amino acids. Gene Ontology annotation, biological process: chromatin remodeling. Lineage: Eukaryota; Fungi; Ascomycota; Sordariomycetes; Magnaporthales; Magnaporthaceae. The transcript has a single exon. Gene Ontology annotation, molecular function: histone H3K9 demethylase activity; histone H3K36 demethylase activity.
GGUCAUCAGGAAAAAGAGCGGAGCCAUCGACGGAUGCGUCACGGCAGAUGUAGCACCACCACGAAACAGCCAUUUGUUUCCCUCUCUUCAGUUUGCGCAUGUCGACUCAGACGACAACGCAAUAAAUUCUACGAUCAAGCUCUCGCCGUUGUUUUCCAUGUUGCGUCCAAGGCAUUUUCCACCAAAUGACGACGCGGCUUGGAGCGAUGAUGCGCGCGACGAUUUCGUGCCCUCAAACAACCCAAACUUUCUCACCAAUGUCAUCAAGGAGCACGCUCGGAGCAUGGUCGGGGGAAAACGUCGCCAUUGGGGUCCUCCCAGCGCUCCUCCCAGCGUCGCUAUUUGGAUGGCUGGAUGUUCCCAACAUACCGCGUUUGCUAGCUCCGCGCGCGUUGACUACCAUUCACGUGGCUCACUCCCUCUACCGUCCGACCCAUCGCUUGCACGGCAGCCCCGGCUGUUUUCUCUUUGUGACUCUCUCGGACGUGCGCAGAGGGAGUGUUGCUGGAACAGGCCAUGGGACCUCACCGCACCCGGCUCCGCGUCUUUGUUCGGCGACAAAGUCGGACUGGCAUGCCAUUUCCUUUUUUUGCAUCCGGCAUCAAAGAACGACUCUGCAACUAAUCUCUCCGUGACUUGCAGCCGAGCCAGAUAAAGACGUACACGAGACCUUGACGGGCCCUACCACCAGGCUCCAAGAGACAUCACCCGAAUUUUGUUCCAUACCUUCACUGGCCAAAGCACCCUACAACACACACUUACGGGCCUACACACACAACAUGAGCCCUACCCAAAACCUCGAGGGGAUCUCCCUAGCAAGGUUUUGCGAAGGCAUCCGAUACCAGUGGGAGACACAGCCGCUUCUCGAACAUGCUGAAGAUGCCGCGCCAACCACUUCACCACACAAGGUUUUGGUUCUCCUGCCAACAGAGGAGCAGCUCACCCAGUCAUUCCUUGUGGGGGAUGAAGACAGCGAGACAAGAGACUGGGCCCAGUACAACCCAGCGUUCUCCUCUAUGCCGGUGCUGUUCAAGCACGCCCAGUCGCUUGGCGCCUCCGAGCAGGGCAUCUUCAAGAUCCGCAUCCCCCCGAGCCUGACCAACAGACCCGAAGGAGACCUGCGUCUCCCCGCCGCCCUGCGCGGCAAGAAGCACCCCUGUGUGUCUUACACGCGGCAGGCCGUCGGCCCCGGAGACUUCGUCCGGCUCCUGCCCAAGGCCGUCAAGGGCGGCGCCUUCGAGAGGCCGUCGGCGGUAGAGGCCCCGAAGCCCAUGGACGUGCUCCGCGCCUGGGAGCGCCUCUCGUCACUCAGCGACCGCAGCGCGCUCCACAAGACGCGCUACAUGGUCGGCGUCGACAUCAUGAACGACGGGGUCCAGGACGGCAGGGAAAGGGCCAGCAUGCCAGAGCUGAGCCUGAUCCACCCUCUCAACGAUAACUUCCUGCGCGAAUUCAAGGCCAUCCGGGGGAUCAUGACACCCUACAAGUACGAGGGCAAGCCGCUGGCCCCAUUCGCGUGGCACGUCGAGGACGUGGACCUCAUCGCGCUGAACCACCUCCUCCUCGGCACAAAGGUCUGGUUCGCCAUCCCGCCGGGCUCGCGCGAGGCGGCCGAGCGCGUCUUCCAGGCGCAGGAGCUAGUCCCACAGGCUAGAGUAGACCAGGUGCAGUUCAUGCGCCACGACUCUAUCGUCGGCGGCCACAGGGCGCUGCGCGCCGCCGGCGCCGCCGUCAUCCCCGUCAUCCAGGCGGCCGGCGAGAUCGUCGUGACGCUGCCCAAGACGUACCACUCCGGCUUCAGCGUCACGUACACGGUCGCCGAGUCGGUUAACUACGCCGACGUCCCCGUCGACCUGGAGAAUUACCAGUUCUGCCCGGCCGGGUACAGCUGCGGCUCGUGCAAGAUCCAGAAGGUGGACUUUGAGAGGGUUGAGCCAUGGUCCGGCGCCGGCACGCCGAAAGCGUUCGAGACUGACAGCACGAGGAGUCGUCUUUCGACGCCCGAGACCGUCAGCGACGUCGAAGGCUACCAAUACCAAAUCAUCUCCCCAAUCAAGACCGAAUCCCAGCCAGCGGGUUCCCCUAAACUAGCGCCCAACCCAGUUCCUAAGCCGACGGGCGACGGCAGCGAGUCGCCCAUUUCCAUGCUCGAGGCCACGCCCGACAUGGAGAUGCGGGUUGAGGUCAAGCAAAUAGCUAUUGCGGCGGACGGAACCCUUCGGCUGCCCGUAUUUGAGGAGGAGAUUGAGGUCAUAGCCGAGGCCUCGCCAGACAUCGCCCCCAUGUUGACGCCCAGUCCGGUUCCGGACCCUGCGGGAGGGGGCAGCGAGCCGCCCUCACCCCCGCUCGACGUCGCCCCAGGCAUUGAGGUCGAGGCCCAGGUCGAGCAGGAAGAAGUGGCCAUGGUUCAAACCCCUGAUUCACUCUUUUCUGACUACGACGAUAUCGAGGUCCAGGUUGGGGAGGUACCUGCGGUCGCGGGCGAAAUCCCAGGGCUAUCUGUUUACGACAAAAGCGUGGCCGAGGACCAGUUCGAACAGACAGCUGCCCCCGUAAGCAAAGCCCCAUUACCAGUUUACGGCGAGGGCGAUACUCCCAGGUCACCAAUCUACGACGAGGACGGUAUUGAGGUCCAUGUCGCACGUCCACCCGUGGCUGCGGAUAAAACCCCUCACUCCCCCAUUUACGACGAGAUUGAGCGCAUCGUCGACGAGAUCAGCAUCGGCGCCAGCGGCGCAGGCGGCGUCCAGCGGUCUGACUUUGAGGCCACGCAGCCCGAGGAGUGGACGGACCUGCGCUGGGACCCCUACGACCCCGACGCGGAUCUCGACGCAUUCCAUGACUACGACUCUCAGGAGUCGAGCCCGGACGAGGAGAUAGACUACCUGUCGGAGGAGCUGUCCGCCGAGGAAGCUCCCAUCUGUAUACCCCUGGCCGAGCCCGGAAGCGAGCGGAAACGGAACCGCUCCGCAGACGAGGGGAUGUACCCGUGUAAGCCCCCGCGGAAAGUGCGGCGGGUCGAGGGCGACAACGGAAUUUCCAGACUGCCGGAUCGGAGAUGUUCUGUUUGAAGGUUGUUUCUCCAUCAUCUAUCUAUCUAGCUAGCUUGGUUUUAACAUUCGAUUUCAGCGUUGGCGACGGAGGAGUUUUGCGCAAAGCGUCAAGGCGGUGUAGGUCUUUUAGAAACAGUUUCAUACCCUUCGAUCCCUCCCAUUGCUUUGCACCUUGAACUCGAGCCCACAACCCACACACGCUUAUCAUAGCCUCCCACGACUCCUCCCCGCUCCGACGAGUACAUGAUGGAUGCGCGGUGAGAUCCUUGAGAUCCGUCAGGGCGUUGUCGGAGGCUUGGAUCACGAUUCGCUGGGGCGGCUGGGUCGCUGAGCUGAGGGAGGAGGAGGAAUCACAAGGAACCAUGACAAGGGUGAGUGUGUGUGUGUGUGUGGAAGAUCGCGCGGUGAAGCUGCAAUCUAAAACGGCAGCAGUCGUAUAUUGGAGUGAAUGUAGGGGUUUUAUUUCCCAGAGCCACUGUCCUGGUCCUCUGUAACGUACAUCUGACUGUAGAAUUGCAUAUCUCCUCAUAUGCCUAGAUAUGCACUUUCAAGUUUCGCGCUGUGCCCCGUUUCACACCCCCCGG